AUGCCUGGCGCAAAUUGCGCUUUUUAUGGUUGUUCGACGAGCAGAAGCCACAAACUUUCGCUGUUCAAAAUCCCAACAAUUGGCGCGGCAGAUACUGAUUACACAAAGUCUGUGAAGAGAAAAACCCGUGAAGAAUGGCUUCGUUUAAUACAAAGAACGAGAGUUUUGACGCCAGAAUUAAAAGCCAGAAUAGAGGCGAAUAACAUUUACAUCUGUGAGCUACAUUUUAAGGCAGAAUGUAUAUUAGACGGUAAGUUUUUGCCACAUCUGUACGUAUCUUCACUUUAAAAUAUUCAUCAACCAGGAUUUAGCAUACAAGGCGUUGUUAAUUCAGCAUUUUUAAUAUCUGAAAAUUUGCAUAUUAUAUAGGAAAACGAAAGACAUUGGUGGCUGGGAGUAUUCCUACUGAGAAUCUACCUCAAAAAAAGUACGACGCUCCCAAACAAGAACGUCGUGUUCUUGAAAGAAAGCAACUCGAGGUUCCAAAGACGCCGCCAUUACUCGAUAUUAACACCUUUACUGAACAGUUGCAGCGAAAGGAAAUCGAACCGUGGAAAAUUGUGAAGUCAAACAACGAUGAAGUGCGACUGGAAUAUUAUGACGAUGUUCACAGUAUUCCAAAGUAUACAGUUAUUGUAAAUUCGGCGCUGGAAUUCAGUGUAUUUGUCUUCAACUGGUUGGUACCUGACCAGAACUUUGUAUACGUGGAAAACAAGCGUUCGGUCAUACAUGUGGAUAUUGUAGGGCUUUUAAAGUAUAUUGAAAGUUCCAAACUUUGUGAAGGCUUGGAAGAAGAUACUGAUGUUAAGUCUGUUGCUGUUGACCCCACUGAAAAACCAAACCCAACAAUUCAAACCUUGAUUGUCCGGCAUUCUGUUCCUAAAGUUAUUGAUCCUGAAGAACCACAUUUUCAAGUGUCCAUUCGAUACCGCUCAGUUGGUUGUGACACUCUCACUAGCAGUGAACACUCGAAUAGUUCAUGUAAACCUUGUGAAUCUGCCCUGAAGAAGAUGAAGAGGGCGGUCAAAAGGAAAAACAGAGGAUCUGCAUCACCAGCUAAAGCAAAAGCACCAUUAAGUAAGUGUGGACCAAAGAAAUUACAGUCAACAGUUGUUUCAACAAGACUGCAAGUGAAAGAUUUAGAGGAUCGCCUGCAGCAGCUGCAGAAAGAGAUACAACAGCACGGUGUUGGUAUUAGUGAAACUCUCGAGAAGGACAUUCUCACAAUAAUGGGAGGCAAAAAUCUUGAUGCCACACCACACAUGAAGUUUUUUUGGCAGGAGCAAAUCAAGCUUUUGCAAUCAUCCAAAAUGGGUAGAAGAUAUCAUCCCCAAGUCAUCCGAUUUGCUCUAUCUAUACACAGCAAAUCUCCAUCUGCUUAUAGGGAAAUACGAGACAGUGGUGCCCUUGUUCUUCCUAGCGAACGAGUUCUUCGGGACUAUAAGAAUUACUUCAAGCCCAAACCUGGGAUCAAUAAAGAGAAUGUCGAAAGUCUACGUGAGAAAACAACAUCUUUUACUUCAGUACAACGAUAUGUUGCCGUUGUCAUGGACGAGAUGAAAAUACAAUCGAGUCUUGUGUUUGACAAAGUUUCUGGAGAUCUUAUUGGUUUCAUCGAUCUGGGAGAUCCUAUGACAACCUUUGCUUGCCUUA
Molecule: messenger RNA, 1653 nt
Organism: Paramuricea clavata
Lineage: Eukaryota; Metazoa; Cnidaria; Anthozoa; Malacalcyonacea; Plexauridae
Source: the annotation of a GenBank genome assembly